UCUAAUACUAGAGACUGGAUUCUAGUAAAUUGUGUUUUCUAUUAUGAAAAUCAGACUUGCAUUUUGGAGGUAGUAGGUGUUAAUGUGGAACCCUAGUACUGCAUGAUAUAUAGAGAUCAGCUGGAAGGUGGACUAGAUGUAUGAUAGGGUACAUGAGAAACCGUGGUGAGUGGUGUAGCAGCAGGUUCAGUAGGAGUGGGUUUAGAGUCUCCUGAAGUAGAGCUAGAGUGGCUUGUGGUUCAGCUUGAGUGGAUGGCUACUGCUUUUAGGAGGUGGAAGUGGAAGCAUUAGGCUUGUCUUUCUUCUCAAGAGAUUAAUUUGUAGCUCGAGUUACACUCUACUUCACCAACCAAAGAUGAUCAUUGGGGUUGAAAUUUGCUUCAUCUGCUCUCAGGGGAAUUUUCAUAUGGAGAAGGUAGGCUAUAACGAAUCAAGGUAAUGGAAGUUUUACCCUCUGUCUCGGCAUUGUCUUUUGCACAUAAACCCAUGAUGGAACUAGAUGAAAUUUUUUUUAUCAAAAUUGGGGAUGCUCUAAAACUCCCCUUAGUUAAAGGGACAAGGGGCAUCUGUUAAAUGGUACAUAAUGUGAUCCAUACUCCCCUUUUCCAACCACAAGCCCCUCAGAAUUUCAAUCAGCUCAGAUCCUAUUUUGGGUGCGUUGUGUGGUUGCUAACAACUCAUAAUUGAUGAGCGCCAUUACCUAACCCACCUCUUUUCUCUUACCAUGCUCCCCUGCCAAAAGUAAAAUUAAUGCAUGUCAAACUUAGAAGCAAUUUUUCGGAGUUGAAGCAAAUAUAUGUUCUGAGGGUGUCACUAAAACAACAGAGUACAAUUUCACAUAUGCAGACCAUCCGAAGUAACUCCAAAAGAAGGGGAAAAUGAGUGUGCCCUUUUAUGCAUACUUUUAUGGAAUCAAAUCUUAUUUGUUCCUUUAUGUUUGACAUAUCAAUUAGAGCAAAGUCACAAACCAACAGCAAAUUAGGCCAGUAAAGGAGAGUUCAUUAGCGGUAUAUUCCAUCUUCUUUUCAUUAAUUCUUUAUGAAUCCAAGAACCUCAUAUGAAAAAUUAAUAUUUCAACACGUGGAUUUCAGAUUUUUGUAUAUAUUUAGCCACUUUCAAAUGGAAUAUUAUGUCUUAAGGUUCAAAGAUACCCACCCAAAAACCAACAAAAGAGGUUGAAAUUUUUCUUAUAUAAAUGGGUGCAGUCACCCUCCCAAAACCAUAUUCUGAACAAGUCUCUCUCAACCAUGAGUGCCUUCUUCACAAUCUUCUUGGUCCUCCUCCCCAUCUUCCUUCUCCUGGCCAGGAGAAGGAGUUUACCAAAAGGGGUCCCUCCAGGUUCACUAGGACUGCCCUUAAUAGGCCAAAGCAUUGGCCUUCUCCGUGCCAUGCGAGCCAACACUGCUGAAAAAUGGCUUGAAGAGAGGAUAAAGAAGUAUGGUCCAAUUUCAAAGUUGAGCCUCUUUGGCCAAUCAGCUGUCUUUAUUUAUGGACAGGCUGCAAACAAGCUCGUAUUCGCCAGUGAUGGCAGCACGAUCAGUAACCAGCAAGCAAAGUCUAAUCAGAUGAUAAUGGGUGAUCGGAAUUUGCUGGAGCUUAGUGGAGAAGAUCAUAAGCGUGUCAGGGGUGCUAUUGUAUCAUUCUUAAAGCCAGAAUCCUUGAAGCAGUAUGUGGGAAAGAUGGAUGCAGAGGUUAGGAAGCAUCUUGAGAUGCAUUGGCAAGGCAAGCAAAGGGUCACGGUAAUGCCCCUGAUGAAGACCCUCACCUUCAACAUUAUUUGUGGCCUUCUAUUUGGGGUUGAGCGAGGAAUCCGAAGGGAGAAACUUGUGGGCAGAUUCCAGGAAAUGAUAGAAGGAAUUUGGUCAGUUCCGGUUAACUUGCCCUUCACCCGCUACAACCGCAGUCUUCAGGCAAGCACAAAGAUCCAAAACAUGAUAAAGGAACUCAUGCGAGAAAAGGAGGUAGAACUUGAGAAGGGUGCGUCUCCUCAUCAAGAUCUCAUCACCUGCUUGCUCAGCAUUCAUGGCAAAAACAAUGAAGAAGUAAUUACAGAGAAGGAGAUUGUGGAUAAUGUCAUGCUUGUCAUGGUUGCCGGGCACGACACUUCUGCUGUUUUGAUUACUUUCUUGGUGCGGCUUCUGGCUAAUGAUCCAGAUGUCUAUGCGGCUGUUCUGAAAGAACAUGAGGAGAUAGCAAAAGGCAAGCCCUCAGGGGAGUUCCUAACAUGGGAAGACCUGGCAAAGAUGAAGUACACAUGGAGAGUGGCACUGGAAACUCUGAGGAUGGUUCCUCCGGUCUUUGCUGGGUUCAGGACUGUAUUGAAAGACAUUGAGUUUGGAGGAUAUCUUAUCCCUGAAGGGUGGAAGAUAUUCUGGGCGACAAAUAUGACACACAUGGACAAUAGCAUAUUCCCGGAGCCAACAAAGUUUGAUCCAACAAGAUUUGAAAACCAAGCAUCAAUUCCACCGUACUGCUUCAUUCCAUUUGGAGGGGGCCCUCGGAUAUGUCCAGGAAUUGAGUUUGCAAGGAUUGAAACCCUUGUUACCGUCCAUCAUCUGGUUACUCGGUUCAAGUGGAAGUUAUGCCAUACCGACAAUUUUUUCGGCAGGAACCCGACGCCAGCACCAACUGGAGGACUACCUAUUGAGAUUACAUCAAUGAACCUAAUGUAGUAUCAUCUGAUUGUCACUCCCUCCUCAAACCUUGAAACCUCACUAUUGCUGUUCCUAUUAGACUAAGAAUCCUCUAUCAACAAGUGCUAGACAAAAAUGCAUCCCUCAAUGUUAGAGCAUGUCCAAAUUAGGCAGGUUGGUUUGAUUCAGAACAUUCAGUCAGUGGUUUACCUCUAUGAAGUUCACAACAGGCCUUGUCAAUAAACAAAUGGUACAAUUUCACAUCUGCAGAACAUCCAAAGUACACUGGAAAAUGAGUUUGUCUUUCUAUGCAUACUUUCAGGGAAUCAAAUCUCAAUUUGUUCUUUUAUGACGGGCAUGUCAGUUAGAGAAAAGUUACAAAG
This is a messenger RNA of Vitis vinifera (wine grape), 3016 nucleotides long. RefSeq names its product cytochrome P450 716B1. Gene Ontology annotation, biological process: sterol metabolic process. NCBI's taxonomy places the organism in Eukaryota, Viridiplantae, Streptophyta, Magnoliopsida, Vitales, Vitaceae. The record is from RefSeq and is a predicted model, not a curated record. The coding region runs from base 1248 to 2672 and encodes 474 amino acids. The transcript has 4 exons. Gene Ontology annotation, molecular function: heme binding; monooxygenase activity; iron ion binding.